Penicillium taxi is the source of this 1734-nucleotide messenger RNA. RefSeq lists its product as uncharacterized. The transcript is spliced from 7 exons. NCBI's taxonomy places the organism in Eukaryota, Fungi, Ascomycota, Eurotiomycetes, Eurotiales, Aspergillaceae. The record is from RefSeq and is a predicted model, not a curated record. The coding region runs from base 1 to 1734 and encodes 577 amino acids.
AUGGUCGGCCUACUCCUCAUCCCGUACAAUGACAGCAUGCGCCUCGGUCAGGGGUACGACUCGUUUCUCCAGGAGGCGCGCGCGGACGGCGCGGUGACCUUUGGCAAAGAGCGCAUCUCACAAACAACCAUCGACCAUACGGCGCCCGUAUCGCAGGUCGUCAGCUACUCGUCAAGAUUCGUCGAGAAGCUAUCAGAUAUCACGCAGUCGAUGAAUAUUUCGGCGGGUAACUCGAUCAAGAGCGGGACGAUCGAGGUUUCAGGGAGCUCGCUCUCCAUUGAUGAGGCUAAAUUUUCCUCGUCCGAUAUCAACGCCGUUGUCUCGGUUAAGGUGAUUAAUCAGACGACGACAAUUGUUGAUUCGGCCAAAUUUAAUCAGAAUGCGUACAAGUUCGAAAAAAUGGACUCGGGAAUUUUCCACGACUAUUACGGCGACGCAUUUAUCUCCGGCUUCGUUGAAGGAGGAGAACUGCACGGCAUCGUCUCAGUCCGAGCACUUUACCCUCUCUACAUCCGGCGUCACGGGGGUGUCGACUCGGCGCUGAGCGCAUCUGAAACCACGAUCUCAGUCAACUGGAUGGGCGGCGGGCAGAUCAAAAACGAGCAAGACGAAUGGUCGCUACAGGAGCUCUUCAAGGCCGCGGCCGCAUUCCCUGCGCGCGUGAGCAAAACGCCCAAACGCACGCAUGCAAUCCUAACCAAGUAUGAUAAUAACCUCAGCUUCCUGGCAUGGGCGCAGCCGCUCCAGAUCAAGAUCCCGCAGUAUGAUGCCUCGUAUGCUUAUGCGCGGGAGUUGUUGGAUAUGUAUAUGGCGUACAAGGCGCAUAUGACGCUCAUACAGGCUGCACUGGAGGCGCCGGAGAAGUAUCAGAGGAGUGAGGCUGUCGAUGCGGUGGAUGUUUCGAUCCGCGCGCUGGCGACGACGCGGAAGAUGAUUAGAGCUGAGAUGUCGACGAUUGUGGAGGAUAUUGAUAAGCUGGAUAAACGCCCCGGGUUGGCUAAAGAGAUAGAAGCUGAGUCUCGAGUAACGGCGCCAGAGCUCUGGGCCAUUCGACUGCCAGUUAAAAUCUCUAAGGACCUAGGAACAAGUAAUGCAGAAGCGGUGCAAAUGAUCGAGAAUGGGCUUCUGCAAUUCUCAUUCGAGAACGGACUCGAGGAGCCCGCAACCCCCAAAAUAGAUCCCAUCCAACAGGCCCUAGAGGAAACAAUGGCUUCCACGCAGGCUGAAUGUAUCAAGCUCGCAGACAAAGUCGCCGAGACACAACGGACUCUCCAACUUACACAGGCCGAGCUUGCACGCACACAGGAGCAGCUUGAAUCGUCCCGCAAGGCUCAGGAGGCAGCCACUGUCGACCACCGUGUUGCACUAGAAGCUGCACAGCGAGACGUCGAGGCGGCCAAGACCGAUACCGUCCGUAUGCAAACUGCGCUCAGUCGGCUUGAGGGGUAUGUCAGUUACCCAGCCAACAGUGCAGUCUGUAUUCUCUCCAUCGUUUAUGGGUCACGUUUUUACAAUGAUAAACAGUCGGUGAUUGACCGAUUGCGGUACCUGAUUGAACGGCAUGAAGAAUUCAGGAUCACGAACGACGUUUGCGAGGACGACCCGCUGGUGGGUACUCGCAAGCAGUUGGUUGUGGUGUAUCGAUUCACUGAGAGCUCGCGAGUUGGACGCAUACGGAUUCUUUCUGGGUGGGAGGGCAACACCUCCCAAUUUGAUGCGCUGGAUUCGAUGUAG